AUCUGAUGACUAGAUUUCAAGCAAACAGAGAAAUGAUUAUGAAUGUGGAGUUUGAGUUAUGUCCAAAGAUAAGGAAGAGACUAUACAGGGAGAAGUUGGCAUGUAGUAAGUGGCUAGCAUGUUGGGCUGGUCGUACGAAGUUUGAAGUGAAGAAUGGGCUGGAGAGUUUCAUUGUGGACUUGGAAGAGAAGAAGUGCAGCUGUAGGAAGUGGGACAUAAUUGGCAUACCAUGUUGCCAUGUCAUUUCCUGUAUAUUUUUUCAACAAAGAAGAUGCUGAAAAGUAUGUCAAUGCUUGCUACAAAAGGACUACCUACAUUGACUGCUAUGAACCCAUUAUAGAGCCCAUCAAUGGCCAAAAUAUGUGGAGACCUAGUGGACUGCCACCUGUGCAACCCCCUAUCAAGAGGAGACCUCCUAGCAGGCCUAAGAAGAAGAGGGCACUGGAGCCUGAUGAACCUAGAAAUCACAGAAAAAAUAGAGGUCUAUGCAUCUUAAAACAAUGCAAGUUAUGUGGGAAAUUAGGACACAAAAGGAGGAGCUGCAAGGGAGAAGUAGGAGGGAACUCCUCCUUGCCUAGGAGUGCAUCCCAAGCCAGUAGGACCAUUAGGAGGGCAGCCAAGGAUGGUCAUGCAAACAGCCCAGCUGUAGGCAAUGCACAACUAGGCUCCAAUGCUCAACCAGGCUCCAAUGCUCCACCCCCCACUGAUAACCAGUUCAAUCCAAGACCAAAAAGACAGAGGAAGAGAAGUGCAGUCACCACUGAGACCUUGAAUGCAACUGGGAAUGCAGCAAGAUAUAUGGCAGCAAUGAGAUCUGCUGGAAGAUAGCAAGCUGAAGCAGGACCUUUUUUUUUGUUGUGCUAUAUGUUGAAAGCACUCUUCAUAUGUUUAUGUAACUGCUAGAACAAUUGGCAUUUUGUAAUUAUUGUGGUACACUAAAAACUGUCAUUGGUGUUAAAUAUU
Messenger RNA from Quercus robur (English oak), 963 nucleotides. RefSeq lists its product as uncharacterized. The record is from RefSeq and is a predicted model, not a curated record. The coding region runs from base 238 to 828 and encodes 196 amino acids. Gene Ontology annotation, molecular function: zinc ion binding; nucleic acid binding. NCBI's taxonomy places the organism in Eukaryota, Viridiplantae, Streptophyta, Magnoliopsida, Fagales, Fagaceae. The transcript has 2 exons.